UUCAUUCACAACAUGAAGCAAAAACGUGCGUUCCAGAAAAAAUCUUUAAAAAAUAAUUUGGAUGAGGAAAUUCAGCAAUUACGUUCUCAAUACGAGACAAUAUCGUGUGGAAUUGAUGUAAUAAAACGGUUUCAAGAUUUCCCCCUGUCCCAAAAGACAAUUAAGGGCCUGGCAGAUGCCAAAUUUUCCCAACCCACAGACAUACAACGCGAGAGCAUUGGACCCGCUUUGCAGGGCAAAGAUGUUUUGGGUGCUGCUAUUACUGGAAGUGGCAAAACUUUAGCUUUUCUUAUACCGAUAUUAGAACACCUGUACAUGGCAAAAUGGACAAGAACGGAUGGAGUAGCUGCUGUAAUCAUAUCACCAACACGAGAAUUGGCCUAUCAGAUCUUCGAAACGUUAAAGAAAAUUGGAAAGUAUCAUGAUUUUUCUGCCGGCCUAAUUAUAGGUGGCAAAAACUUGAAAUUUGAACGAAGUCGUAUGGAUCAAUGUAAUAUAUUGAUAUGCACACCAGGUCGAUUGCUGCAACAUAUGGAUGAGAAUCCACUGUUUAACGCAUCCGCUAUGGAAAUGUUGGUCUUAGAUGAAGCUGACCGAUGCCUUGAUAUGGGCUUUGAACAAACAUUAAAUGCCAUUGUUGAAAAUUUCCCUCCCGACAGACAGACAUUGUUGUUCUCUGCCACUCAAACUAGUUCUGUUAAAGACUUGGCACGGUUAAAUCUUAAGGAUCCCGUAUAUAUUGGGCAACCGCAAAACAUGGAUGUGACAAAAAAUGCUACACCCGUGGUACCCGAUUUACUUCAGCAAAAUUAUGUAGUAGUCGAACUGGAGGACAAAAUUACAAUGCUGUGGUCAUUUAUCAAAAAUCACCAGAAGCAAAAGAUUAUUGUUUUUCUCUCAAGCUGCAAACAGGUGAAAUAUAUAUAUGAGAUAUUUUGCAAAUUAAGGCCGGGCACCAGUCUGUUGGCAUUGUAUGGAACGCUACACCAAGAUCGCAGAAUCGCAAUUUACAAUGAUUUCGUCAAGAAGAGUAAUGUUGUCAUGUUUGCUACAGACAUAGCCUCACGUGGACUCGACUUUCCCUCAGUUAAUUGGGUGGUUCAGUUGGACUGUCCGGAAGACGUCACUCAAUACAUUCAUCGUGCAGGUCGAUCAGCUCGCAAUAAAACGCGUGGUGAGUGCCUAUUGGUUCUGAUGCCCUCAGAGGAGGAAGGCAUGAUUGAAGAAUUGAAUCGUAAAUUUCUCAGUCUACGAAAGAUUCAUAUAGACCCAAAAAAACUUUUUUCGCCACGCGCAAAAAUUGAAGCGUAUCUGGCACAGAAUCCGGAAUUGAAAGCAUCAGCCCAACGUGCCUUUGUGGCUUAUAUCAAAUCAGUGUUUCUCAUGAAAAACAAAAAAGUAUUUAACGUUCUCGCUUUAAAUUUUGAUGCGUAUGCAAAGUCAUUGGGUCUGGUAGUCACACCUCGAGUACGAUUCUUAGAGCGAUAUUUGAAAAAACAAAACAGUAACAAUAGUGCCGAUAAGAAUGAACAAAGUCAUACUGAGUCAGGUGAAGAUUCAGAUGAUGACAAUGCUAAUGAACUCAAGAGUGGACAAAAGAAAUUGUCAAGACAAUUUAAAAAUGAUGAUGAGGAUGGUAUUCUUUUUAAAGCCUCCGAUAGUGAUACGAACUCAGAUGACGACGGUGAUGACUUUAUUAAAAUCAAGAGAGCCAAUCAUGAAAUAUUGGAUAAUCAGCAAAGCAAUACUGAUGAUGAUGAAGAUCUGCCACCGCCGGUGCUAAGAAAGAAGGAGAAACUUGUAACAAAAGCUGCUUUGGCGAAAAAGGUUCUAAAGAAAAAACUGCAAAUGAAUGAAAAAGUCAAAUUCGAUGAGGAGGGCAAAGAAAUCGCAGAUCCCCGCAAACAGUUACAAUCCGAAUUGGCCAAGGAAUAUGAGAGCAUAGAAUUGCCAUCAGGUGGCAUAGACAUUGAGAUGGCCAGACAGCUGUUGAUGGAGGAAGAUAAAUUUGAUAAACAGCGCCAUAGAGAACUUGUAAAACUAAGACAUAAAGCUCUUAAAGAGAAACUAAAAAAACGUGAUGAAAGUAAAGAUGAUGGUGUGGAGAAUCCAGACAGUAAUGCUGAGGUUGCUGAUUAUGAUAGUGGUGAUGAUGACGGUUCCGUUGAUUUAUCAUGGCUUCCAGAUCCAUCCAAAGUUUACACUAAAGAAUCGAAUAACGGCUCUGAAUCAGAUGAUGCUCAAUUUGAUUCCAAGCUUCAACAAAAAAAACGACGACAACAAAGUGAAGAGAGCAGUAGUGAAGACGACAUUGAGGAUGAGAACGAUUUUGAAGAACCUUUGGCGAAAAAGUCUAAAGUAACUUCAAAAUUAACCCUAAACGAUGCUGAAGUUAUUGCUGCACAACUUCUAGCCAAUUCAAUGUAGUCGUAAUCUGUUUAAGUUAGAGUGUUUUUUUUUAAAUAAAUUUAAACAAUUUACAUAUGAACGUAGUAUGUAUGUAA
Calliphora vicina (urban bluebottle blowfly) is the source of this 2504-nucleotide messenger RNA. Its product is annotated as probable ATP-dependent RNA helicase DDX10. The transcript has 2 exons. Bases 13 to 2427 code for a protein of 804 amino acids. Lineage: Eukaryota; Metazoa; Arthropoda; Insecta; Diptera; Calliphoridae. Gene Ontology annotation, cellular component: nucleus. Gene Ontology annotation, biological process: rRNA processing. The record is from RefSeq and is a predicted model, not a curated record. Gene Ontology annotation, molecular function: ATP binding; nucleic acid binding; RNA helicase activity.